Molecule: messenger RNA, 1555 nt
Organism: Calliphora vicina (urban bluebottle blowfly)
Lineage: Eukaryota; Metazoa; Arthropoda; Insecta; Diptera; Calliphoridae
Product: 2-acylglycerol O-acyltransferase 2-like
Exons: 6
Coding region: 207-1400 (397 amino acids)
Biological process (GO): triglyceride biosynthetic process
Cellular component (GO): endoplasmic reticulum membrane
Molecular function (GO): diacylglycerol O-acyltransferase activity
Source: RefSeq, a predicted model, not a curated record
ACUUGAACCAGAACAGACGUCAAAACCAAUUGCAGUGGUUUUGUAUUUUAAUACUUACUCUGCUCGUACGAGUAUUUUGUAAUUAAUUGUGUGCUUGUGUAAUUUUGUGUGUUUGUUUUUAUUUUAUUUUUUCUAAUUAAUUAAACUUGAUAUUAAUUGUUUUAUAUUGUAUUUAAUACAUGACUAAAGAAUUUUUUUAUUAAAAAAUGGAAACGUUAAAGAAACAAACUAAUAAAAAAUUAAAUGAAAUUACCAAAGAAAUUUCGGAAGAUGUACACGAAACUGUGGAGCAUCUAAAGCAGACCAAUAAGAAAAUCAUUCAAGAGAUUUCGAAAAAUAUUAAGAAAAUUGAAUGGGCACCGGUUAAAGUGCCGCCAAGAAGGCGCAUACAAACAUUGGCGGUGGCCAUGUAUGUUUAUAUUUUCAUGUUUUUGCCCUUCCUGUUCCUGUUUUUAGCCGCCUUUACAAUGCUGUAUUUAAAUUACUGGGGUCGAGGAUUUUUAUUAGUGUACUUGUCCUACAUCUAUUAUGAUCAUAAAAAAACUUGUUCGUCUGUAAAAGGCAAUGGCUUGAUGUUUUUACGUAAAAACUUUUUCACAAAUCAUUUACGCGACUAUUUCCCAGUCGAAUUAGUAAAAACAGUUGAAUUGAAACCAAAUCGUAAUUAUUUACUUGCCAGUUUUCCACAUGGUAUUAUUGGCACUGGCAUUUCCGUUAACAUGGGCAACAAUAUCGGCAAGUGGUUGGAACUAUUUCCCGGCGUACGACCCAAAAUUGCCACCCUUGAUAUGCAUUUCUACAUUCCCUUCACACGCGAACUAUUCCGUUUGUGGGGUUUAGUAUCGUGCUCCAAGGAAUCGCUAACAUACCAACUAACUAGAUCCAAUGAUCCCAAAAAUAAAUACAACAAAGACGGUUUCACAUCUAAUGCCGUAGCAGUUUUAGUAGGCGGAGCUCAAGAGUCAUUGGACUCUCAUCCCGGACGUUAUGUAUUGACAUUGAAAAAGCGUAAAGGAUUUGUGAAAAUCGCCAUAAGAACGGGAUCCCCCAUUGUACCCACCUUUUCUUUUGGUGAAGUUGAUAUUUUCGAUCAAGUGGCCAAUCCUCCAGAGUCUUUGCUGAGAAAGGUGCAAACCUUAGUGAAAAAAUUAACCGGUGUUUCACCUUUAAUUGUAUUGGGUCGUGGCUUCUUUCAGUAUUCCUUUGGUUUUCUGCCACAAAGAAAACAUAUUGUACAAGUUGUGGGCGCUCCCAUUGAGGUGGAGAAAAUGGACACACCUAGUGCCGAAUAUGUCAAUGAAAUUCAUCAAAAAGUUAUCGAUAGUCUGAAUGAAAUGUUUGAAAAAUACAAACACAAGUAUAUUGAAAAUGCCGAAGAGGUUAAAUUAGUUAUUAACUAAUUAUUGCAUUUGAAUAUUUUGUACAUAAAAUUUAAGUUAUUUAUUUGUUAAAAAGUAAAUGUUUUCCUAGUUUUUUAAUUUGUAUAAAAAACCACCUAAUAACUCAUAAGUUAGUAAUAAAUUUUGACAGUUUUCAAUGGAAAUAUUCAAUGGAA